AUGGGGACCAAACAUCUCCUUCCUAUUACUAAUAGAUACUUUAUUGAAGCCUCACGCCUGCGCAAGAACAACCAAUCCGUCUAUCAUUGUUGCUAAAUUUAUACGCCGGUGUCGUGUGCAAAAUGUAUUGCAUAUAUACAUUCGUAUAAAUAUAUAAAGGAGAAGCUGCCGUUUCAGUUCGUAGUUGGUAAUGUGAACAAGUAUAUUGGAUAGUGUAUUGUCACAAGUAUUGUUCUUUCGUGAACAUAAUGCUGCAAUUUAAUCCAUAUAAUGUGAUAUUUUUACUCGCUAUAACUUUCAAUGGUUUGGAUUAUCCGAACACUCCGAUAACAUCGCAGGAAAGACGAGUGAAUGAAAAAAUUGAACAUAUGCUAUUAGAAAUAAAAAAUGAAGAACAAUUUCAAUUAGAAGAGGAAGAAACUUUAGAUUUUUAUGAUGAGUAUGAGGUGCCAGAAGCGGAAAAAGUUGAUUUAUUAGAAGCGGAUGAAGAAAAAAUCUAUUUUCCAGAAGAAGUUAUUUGUGAUUCAGUUGAAAAAACAAUAUCAAAUGACUAUAAGAGGCAAGCUGUGGAAUACUGGAAAAGUGGUAAGACAAAACCAAGAUCGCUUGAAGGAGUUAAGCAAAAAUUUAGACAAGUUACAUCGAUACGACAAUUACGACGAUGGGAAAACUAUUUCAUCCAAGGUGGUAGUAGGCCAGAAAAAUUAAAAAAAAUUUCUCAAUACACAUUAGACCAUUUUAAUGAAGCACUUGAAAGAAAAAUCAUCAUUCAUGACAUUGACAUCGCUCGAUGGGCUUUUCAAGCACAAAAUGAAGAAAAUGUGGCAGGAUUUAAAGCUUCAGAGAAAUGGGUACAAAGAUUUAAAAAAGCACAUAAUAUUGUAUCUAGAAAAAUAACAAAAUUUGUUACAAAAAAGUCUCUAUUAUCAAAACCUGAUUUAGAAAAUAAAUGCGAGACAUUUAUUGCAAACGUAAAAUAUUAUAUUAAUCGAUUUGGCGUGGAAAAUAUUUAUAAUUCAGAUCAGAGUGGAUUUCAGUUAGAAUUUCAUUCUGGUCGUACUUUAGCUCAAAAAGGUAUUAAAAACGUAGAAUCUACAGUACAGUCUAUAUCAGCAACCACGCAUAGCUAUACAAUUCAACCGACUAUUUCGGCUGAUGGUAGAUUAUUAUCACCUCUUUUCAUAGUAUUAAAAGAAAUUACAGGAACAUUUGGUCCGAGAGUACAAGAAACAUUAUUCAACGCGCCUAAUAUCUUUGUUACGGCUUCAAAGUCAGGCAAAUUAACAUCAAAUCAUGUAAAAACUUGGCUAAAGGAAGUAUUUUUUCCGAAUGUCGGGCCACAAUCAGUAUUGUUGUUAGAUUCGUGGAGUGGACAUUGUCCUAACAUAGUUUCAGAAACUAAACCAGAUUCUGCAACAGAUAUUGUUUUCCUAACUAUUCCAGCCGGUACAACGGGAAAAAUACAACCAUUAGACGUAUACGGAUUUCGAUUGUGGAAGAAUUUCAUUAAAUACUUUUCUGAUACUAUUAUGUUGUUAAAUCUGGCUUUAGAUCUUCAUAAUAGAAAUAAUAUCUUGAAAUUACAAUCAUUAACACACCAUCAAUUCUCGUCGCCCAGGUUUCAAAAUAUAUUUAAAUAUGCGUGGACUAAAAGUGGGUACGUAGAGAAUGCAUACGAUGAAUACCUGCAAGUUAUACCGAUAGAAUUUGAAACACCAGUAGACUUUUGUUUUAAAAAGAAUUCUAAAGUAAAAUGCGAUCUUUGUGACGAAAUAGGUCACAUAGAUCUUUAUAACUUGUUCUUGGUGUAGAAAAUCGCUUUGUAUAACACAUUUUUUCCACGAACAUCAUCUUUGUAAUGAAUAUGUGCCAUAAAUAUAAGACAUUUAUAAACAUGUUUGGUAAGAUUUUAGCAGUUUUCCUUACCCAUGCAAUAAAUAUUGGUAUUCUUUUAUUUCUGUUUAAUAAAAAUUUUAUAUUGGUAAAAUUA
This is a messenger RNA of Monomorium pharaonis (pharaoh ant), 1990 nucleotides long. RefSeq lists its product as uncharacterized. The transcript has 2 exons. Lineage: Eukaryota; Metazoa; Arthropoda; Insecta; Hymenoptera; Formicidae. Bases 249 to 1811 code for a protein of 520 amino acids. Gene Ontology annotation, cellular component: nucleus. Gene Ontology annotation, molecular function: DNA binding. The record is from RefSeq and is a predicted model, not a curated record.